This is a messenger RNA of Hemiscyllium ocellatum (epaulette shark), 1634 nucleotides long. It is a transcript of the gene cnr2, whose product is annotated as cannabinoid receptor 2. Gene Ontology annotation, biological process: cannabinoid signaling pathway. The record is from RefSeq and is a predicted model, not a curated record. The coding region runs from base 1 to 1191 and encodes 396 amino acids. The transcript has 3 exons. NCBI's taxonomy places the organism in Eukaryota, Metazoa, Chordata, Chondrichthyes, Orectolobiformes, Hemiscylliidae. Gene Ontology annotation, molecular function: cannabinoid receptor activity. Gene Ontology annotation, cellular component: membrane.
AUGGCUAGAUUGAAAAGCUAUACCAGGGAACCUUUACAGAUUCAGGGUACAACUUCAGUUCAGGUCUAUUACGAGAAGCAGUUGGUUCAGUUACCACUGACUUGGUUAGCAGUGGAGUAUUCAGUUUGGAAAGAUAAUAAAGAAUGUGAACAAAAUUUCAUGGAUAUGGAAUGCUUCAUGAUUCUGACAGAAGAACAAAGAAAGGUUAUUGCUGCAUUAUGUUUGACAGUGGGGCCUUUUACUAUUAUAGAGAACAUUUUAGUUUUAUGUGUCGUAUUCUUUACUCCACAACUUCGAAAUCGACCUUCUUAUUUGUUUAUAACUAGCCUUGCAUCUGCUGACCUCUGUGCAAGCAUUAUUUUUGUGUACAGUUUUGUCGACUUCCAUGUUUUCAAACACAAGGAUGAAAAUUAUGUUUUCUUAUUUAAGCUUGGAUGUGUCGUUGCAAGUUUCUCAGCUUCUGUGGGCAGUUUGCUACUCACUGCCAUUGACAGGUACAUAUGCAUUCACAAGCCGUCUGAAUACAGGACAAUUUUAACGAGACGAAGAGCAGUGACCUUACUUCUAUUCAUGUGGCCAGUUGCUGUUUUUAUUGCUUUUCUUCCUUUGAUGGGAUGGAAUUGCAUUAAGUUACAAUGCCAAUGCUCUGAGCUAUUUCCUUUUGUAGAUGAAAGCUAUUUAGCUUGCUGGACUAUGUUUAUAACUUUCCUAUUAGUAUUAAUAAUUUAUGCCUACAUACAUAUUCUGUGGAAAGCCCAUGUUCAUUCAAUCUACAUGGAGAAACAGAAAGAGGGGAGAAAAGGACAAGUAAAAGUGAGCCACACACGUAUGGACAUUAAGCUUGCCAAAACAUUGGGUCUCAUAUUAAUAGUGCUGAUUGCUUGUUGGUCUCCAGUAUUGUCUCUGAUGAUAUAUGAUGUAUUUGCCAAGGUAAACAAAGGCACCAGAAAGGUAUUUGCUUUCUGUAGUAUGCUUUGUUUGUUAAAUUCUACAGUAAAUCCCAUCAUUUAUGCCCUAAGAAGUAAAGACAUGCGAACUGUAUUGUUAAAUAUCUUGUUGAGGCACAAGAGGCAGCUACCAUCUCUGGAAGGCAGCACAGAAUCAGAUGGACAUUUUAAAAACAACAAUACAAUUGUGACCAUCUCUUCAGUUGAGCAAUGCAAUCUUGACAAUUCAAAGAAUGCUCUCUGAAUGAAUCAAAUCAUUCUUUACCUGAAUGCUAAGUACUCAGGCUAAGAUAACUCCACUGAGGCCGGAAUCCCGUUACCAAGUCCCCUUCAAUUACACGUGCAUCGUACUUGACACUGGUCCAGUUUCCUCAGAGUGAACAGAAUCUCUGACUCUCCUGUUUAUAUCUGUCAGCAAGAACUCCCUGAUUGGACCAGGUUACCAGCCCUAAUAGGGAAUUCAUAUUCUAUGAGGUCCACCUGGCUGACCUUGUUGUAAUCACUGCACAGGCCAAAUUAUGGACAUCAAAAGAGCUGUGCAGCUAAUGUUAUUGAUUGUGAACAUUGUUACUGUGGAUUUAUUUUAAAGAAAUGCUAUCUUAGGCACAGCUUGGUCCCAUCGCAAUGAUCAAUAGCACUUCUAUCUGCAGACAAAUAGGAUUGUUUCAUUUUCAAAACUAUUUAGAG